This is a messenger RNA of Cordyceps militaris CM01, 2340 nucleotides long. RefSeq names its product Pyridoxal phosphate-dependent transferase, major region. Bases 1 to 2340 code for a protein of 779 amino acids. The record is from RefSeq and is a predicted model, not a curated record. Gene Ontology annotation, biological process: polysaccharide biosynthetic process. Gene Ontology annotation, molecular function: transaminase activity; pyridoxal phosphate binding; nucleotide binding. NCBI's taxonomy places the organism in Eukaryota, Fungi, Ascomycota, Sordariomycetes, Hypocreales, Cordycipitaceae. The transcript is spliced from 3 exons.
AUGGACAAGAAGCCGCUCAACGUUGCCAUUAUCGGCAUCGGCCACCGCGGGUACAAGACGCACUUUUCCACGCUCAUCAGCCACCCGCGGUCGUGGACCGUCGUGGCCGUCUGCGACGCCGACUCGGCGGCGCGGCAGCGCUUCGCCAGCAAGCACCCGGACAUCAGCGCCUACAGCGACCUCAGCCAGCUGCUGCAGGAGCACAAGCACCACCUGCACUUUGCCGUGGUGUGCGUGCCGCACCGGUUCCACCUGCCGUGCUGCGCCGCGCUCGCGGCCGCCGGCGUCGCCGUCCUCAAGGAGAAGCCCGUCGCCGAGUCGCGCGCCGAGUACGAGACCCUGCGCGCCCUGCCCGUCAAGAUUGGCGUCACCUUCCAGAAGCGCUUCGAGCCCCGGUACCUGGCCGUAGCGGACCUGCUGCACCACGUCGGCCAGGUGGCCUCGGUCACCGGCACCCUGGCGGCGAGCAUCGCGGAGCUGGACGCGACGUGGCGCGCGGGUAGCGGUGUCGGCGUUACGGAAGAUCUUGGCUGCCACAUGCUGGACAUGAUGGUGUCGCUGUUUGGUCGGCCGACAUCCGUCGUGGCGCGCAGCGCGACCGGCGUCCGCGCCGAGCAGUCGUACGGCGGCGACGACGUGGCCAACGUCAUCAUGAACUUUGGCGAGGGGGCCGCCGCCACCGGGCAGACCAUCAUCGGCCACGUGCACCUGUCCCGCGUCGCCCACCGCGACCAGGAGUCGCUCGUCAUCACCGGCACCAACGGCACCUUUACGCUCGAGGGCAACGACGUGACGCUCAAGGACGGGCUCGGCCACGAAAUCUUCCGCCUCGCCGACGCCUCCACCAAGACGGCCCGCGUCAAGGCGAUGCUGCAAAAGUUCUCGGCGUGGGUCGCCGGCGGCGCGCCCGACUUUGCCGCCUCGCUCGACCGCCUCGCCGACACAGUCAGCGUCAUGGAGGCCAUCCGCCACUCGUACAGCAACCCAAGCGACGAUGCGGACCAGAGCGUCGUCCUGGCCCGUCAACCGCCGCUAUCCGAAACGGCGCCGGCGGCUGCCUCGCUCGACGGCGCGCACCACGUGUGGCCGCUGCUGUCGGCCGAGUCGGAGACGGCCGUCGUGGACCAGAUGCACCGGACGCUCUCCAUCUACGACCGGUCAGACAUUUACGAGACGUUUGAGGACCGCUGGCGCACGAUGCACGGCCUCAAGCACGCGCUCGUCUGCAGCUCGGGCACGAUUGCGAUCCUGCACAUGUUUGACGCGCUCGGGCUGCGGCCCGGCGACGAGAUCCUGUGUCCCGUCUACACCUUUUUCGCCACGGCCUCGCCGCUGCUGCAGUACGGCGCCGUGCCCGUCUUCUGCGACGCGCUCGCCGACGGCAACCUCGAUCCGGCCGAGAUCCUCGCCCGCACGACGCCCCGGACGCGGGCCGUCAUUGUCACGCACAUGUGGGGCCUGCCGUGCCGGAUGAGCGAGAUUGUCGCAAAUGCGCGCCAGGUCGGCAUCAAGGUGCUCGAGGACUGCUCGCACGCGCACGGCGCCGUCGUCGACGGCAAGAUGGUCGGCGCCUGGGGCGACAUGGCCGCCUGGUCGAUGCAGGCCAAGAAGAACAUCAUGGGCGGCCAGGCCGGCGUCAUGGCGACCAACUCGACGGAUUACUACUCGCGCGCGAUCCUCCAUGGUCACUUUAACAAGAGAGCGAAGCAGGAGGUGCCUACCGACCACCCGCUUCGAAAGUUCUGGUUGACUGGCAUCGGUCUGAACCUGCGGGCGCACCCCCUCGCCAUCGCCCUCGCCAACCAGCAGCUGGACCUGUUUGAGCGGCACGACGCGACGCGGCAGGCGCACGCGGGGUACAUGGCGCGGGAGCUGAGCGCGAUCCCCUUUCUCACGAUGCCGGCGGUCGGCAGGGACGCGGACAAGCACGCGUGGUACGCGUUUGUGAUGCAGUUUGACGCGUCCAAGGCGCCGCGGGGCCUGACGCGCGACGUCUUUGUGCGGCGGCUGACGGAGCAGCACGGCCUGACCGAGGUGGACAUUCCCAAGUCGACGGGCCUGCUGCACGACCUGCCGCUCUUUACGCACCCGCACGAGGCCAUCCCGCGCUUCGGCGACGCGCCCUGGUACGAGCCCCAGCCGACGAGCGAGUUUCCCCGCGCGAGGCGCUUCUACGACCAGGCCAUCAAGCUGCCCGUGUGGUCGACCGAGGCCGAUGCGCCUAUUGUGGCCAAGUAUGUAAAGGCGUUUCUGGAGGCCGCGAGAGCAGCGGUACCGGAUGCCGACGGGUUUGCGGACCGCGGGGGCCGGCGAGGCCUGGGUCCCCAGCCUCGCUUGUAG